Molecule: messenger RNA, 1959 nt
Organism: Prosopis cineraria
Lineage: Eukaryota; Viridiplantae; Streptophyta; Magnoliopsida; Fabales; Fabaceae
Exons: 2
Coding region: 1187-1576 (129 amino acids)
Biological process (GO): translation
Cellular component (GO): ribosome
Molecular function (GO): 5S rRNA binding; structural constituent of ribosome
Source: RefSeq, a predicted model, not a curated record
AUAAAAUCUAUCGCACCUCCAAUGAUGGACGCUUGGUCCCCCUUUGGCUUUGAGCGUCCUGAGGUGGUCGUUCAUUUUUGAGACAGAAGAUCGGAUUUUUACCCUGAGAAAAGCUGAACGAGAGGAAUUGAAGAAGUUGGUUUGGUUCGAUUUAUUGAGAAAAUUGAUUUCCUUUUGAAUACAGUGAGGGAGGGAGGCAUGAGUGAUCUCAGAACACCAACGUGGUCUUUCAUUUGCUGGCAGCGGUUGCGUUUGACGGUAAUGUGGGUGAUGUGUUGAUUCUCUGUGUCUUCUUUACUCUUUAUCGGUCUCGUUCUCUUCCGCUUUCUUCUACAGUUCUCAGAUUUCGCCGGUGACUAUGACGACAUAUCUGCUCGCCUGCCGUCUCAUGGGUGACGCAACUCUCUAGCUCCGGUGGCGCGUGAACUUGGGUCUCUAUUGUUAUAGGCACGGACGGCUUUUCCCUCUUUUCUUCUUCACAUGGUUUCUUCUGGUUUUUGGUGUUUUUCAAGUGUCUGGAAACGCUUAUUGGCACGGGUGGCGGCGAGGCUGGGGCUUUCGCUGCUGGAGCGAGAGCUGAACUUGCGGUGCUCAUGUGGCGUCAGCGGCAGGCCAUGUCGGCGUGGGAGCACGGUCUGAAGAGGAGGUGUUUUUCACUUCCAUACCACCUGAGUUCUUGGAAUACACAGGCGAAAGCAGAGACUGUUGAAGCUGCUGCUGCUUGAAGACCCAGCUCGUUAGGGGUAUUUUAGUCAGAAAAAAAAACUUAAAUUGCAAAUAUGGACUAUUGUCCUAAAAUUCAAUUUCAAAAUUUUGUGAUGUUAUGUGAGAUGGUUAUCUGUGAUAUUUGGAGGCGCUUAUUUAUUAUUUUCCCCAUCUAAAACUGCAUUUUCUUCCUGUCUUCCCCAACCCUCAAUCCGGCAGGGACACCUUCCAGAAACACUCGUCCCGCGCCAUCAAAGGGAAGGCCUAGCUAAAAUUGAGUAGAGAAAUCAGAGAAGACCCACUUUUCAUUAGAGUGCGAGAUCUAAUUCGUCACUUCUCCAAGUUCUCGGAGGCAACAUCUCGACGUCGGACGCACUUUUCCCGGAAAAGACUUCCCACUCUGAAUUCUCAUCGUUUCCUGCUGCUUGGCCGCCGUUCAUUAGCUGGCUGAUUUCGACCUCUGAGCCGACACCUAGAGAGGAUGUCAGUUUUGAAGCGGUAUGUGCUGAGAUUAUUCAUAUCAAUCAAGUAUGUUACCGCGAAUGUUAUAGACAGAAACAAUGGACGGAUUGUGGCAACGGCUUCAACUGCAGAGCAUGCCAUCAAGGAAUCGCUAGAGUGUCGCCGCACCUGCAAUGCAAAAGCAGCAUAUGUUGUUGGAGAGGUAUUGGCCAUGCGGCUCAAGGUUGAGGGGCUUAAUGAAGGACAGGGAAGAGGCAUCCAUGUGAAUGUAAACAAGGAAAUAGAGAAGAAAGGCUUUAAGAGCCAAACCAAGGUCUGGGCCGUGGUUAAUGCUCUGAAAAGUUAUGGAGUUAAACUCAUCCUUGAUGAUUGUAACGAUGAUUCAAGUAAUUCUUGGUCGAGUCUUUAGCCUUCUCUAGGUCGUUUUGGUCCAUGUAUCUCAAGGAAUGAAGAUGUCAGGUACGCGUUUGAAAAUUUUGUAUGCAGUGUAUUUGUGCUUGGAAGAAGACACUUGCAAUAAACAAAAAAAUGCAUGGGAAGGAGUUUCACCUCAUUCUGUUGUAGCAAAUCAACAAUAGGCAUGGUUAUUGGAUAACACGCAAUGGAGCAUCAAAUUGCGUUUAGAUGCUCAUUUAUUGGAUUAAUGCAUGACAAAAUCGAUUGUUUUGUAUGCAACCUACUGGAUUCUAUGUGGGUUCCAGAUGCUGCACUUGUAUCGUGCAAUUAACACAGCAAUGCCAUUGCAACGAAGCUAAUAUGCUUCAAGUGGUCAGCCACUUGUUUUACUAUAUU